Messenger RNA from Sphaeroforma arctica JP610, 584 nucleotides. RefSeq lists its product as hypothetical. Lineage: Eukaryota; Ichthyosporea; Ichthyophonida. Gene Ontology annotation, molecular function: imidazoleglycerol-phosphate synthase activity. The annotation marks the transcript as partial. The transcript is spliced from 3 exons. The record is from RefSeq and is a predicted model, not a curated record.
GUGCUGACAAAGUGUCCAUUGGGUCAGACGCCGUCAUUGCAGCAGAGGAGUACAUUGCAUCGGGUGUUAAAACGGGACAAACCGGUAUCGAGCAAAUCGCUCACAAAUACGGCGCACAGGCUGUAGUCAUCUCAGUCGACCCCAAACGAGUAUACUGCAACGAUCCCUCUGGUAUGCGCAUGGAGUUAAGGGUGUUGUGGGAGUGUUAUGUGAGUCUUAUAACGUUAGUGUUGGUUGUGAGUUGCUGUGUGUAUGCUGCGGUGGAUCGAUACACCGAAUUUCUCUUCGCCCAGAACUCAGCCACCACCUGCAUCAGGCCUAUACUCGCAGGGUUACGGUCUGUUAAGAGUGUGGUACCGGCGGACUCACUCUUACCCUUGCACCGCAUGUUCAUGAAGGCUGUCCUCAUCUCGGGUUUUGGACACUUGGCCCAGGAGUUUAUCGACACACCGUUGACUAACGUAUCGAGAACGCAUGUGACCAGUAAGGAUGUGUUGCUGUACUACUACUACGCCAGUCUGGUGUGCAUCGUGCAGAAGGCCUAUGAAAAGGCCUACGGCUGCCUUUCAAUGGUAUGUAUGUAG